CACGUGACCGGGCGCGUCAAUGCGCACUGGAGACUGGAGACGGGGCAAGGGCACCAAAAACCAUCCGCCUCAUUCACACACACACAGGCCGAGAGAGAGAGAGGUCGGCUCGUCUUCUGCCACAGUCGCACGCGGAAACUUCGUGUGAGAAUCGCGCUGGAUUAUUCUUAUUUUUUUUUAUUUGGAGGGAUUCGCUUGCUCGUGCGUCGCGUCUCGCUCUCUCUCUCUCUCUUUCUCUCGGAGAUCCAGUCCUGGAUUUGCUCGCCAGCAGACACACAUCGUCGAUAGACGGUCCUCGGCACUCGGACUCGGACUCAGCGGUUUCUGGAUUUAAUGCCGCUCAAGAUUUGGGGUCUGUUUGUUGGAUCUUAGACGCAAUUCAGCCCCCGGAAUCGCGAGAUGCUCUGACCGUAUCGCCGAGCGUUGUGUGUGGGACGCUCCGCCAGGAGAACCAUCCCAGCUGGCUCUCCCUCUCGGUUCUCCAUCAGACCGCCCGGGGCUGACGGUCGUGGGCCCCCGCGGGAGACGCUGACUGUCCCGUGCGGCGUGGCUGUUUUUCGGCGACACAGCGCGCAGGAGAAGGCGGCAGAGACUGGCGUUUGCCACGGACUCCCUCUGCUUUCCCAGCUCCCAGCUUUUCCACCGUCUCUUCUCAGGCUGCUUGUCACUGCCUGGACUCGGAUCCCGGAAUCUUCAUGAUUUGCGGACACCAUGCUCGUUUUUUAGCCGGGGAAACCUCUUUUCGUCCCGUAUGUUUAGGACCAAACGAUCGGGGCUCGUCCGGCGACUCUGGAGGAGCCGCGCGCCCGUGGAGGGCGACGGGGAGGCGGAUAGAGGGACACAUGGCUCCGGGGGCUGCUGCAUGGGCAAAACGACAAAGGUGGCCAAGUGCAACGCCGGGUCCGAGGCGGAACUGAAGGCGUUGACCCACUCCAUUUUGAAAAAGAUGAAAGAGAAACAGUUGGAGGUGCUUUUGCAGGCGGUGGAGUCUAAAGGGGGAGCCCGGAGCCCCUGCCUGCUGCUGCCCGGCAAAGUGGACGCCAAAGUGGGUCAGCUGUCUUACUCCCUCCCCACGCUGCUCUACAAAGUGUUCCGGUGGCCGGACCUCAGGCUUGGCUCCGAGCUCAAGAGGCUGUCGUGCUGUGAAUCCUACGGGAAAAUCAACCCGGAGCUCGUCUGCUGCAACCCGCACCACAUGAGCAGACUGUGUGAACUCGAGUCUCCUCCUCCUCCAUAUUCACGUUACCCCAUGGACUAUCUUAAACCACCAGAUUCUCCAGACUCUGGACCUUCAUCCAGCGAUACUGGGGGAACCACCUAUUCGGCCCCUGUGGGGCUUUCAGAUUCCCUGGCGUUGCAGGAGUCUGGCGAUCAGGCCCAUUGGUGCGUGGUGGCAUACUGGGAGGAGAAGACACGCGUUGGGCGCCUCUACUCAGUCCAGGAGUCCUCUCUGGACAUCUUCUACGAUCUACCUCAGGGGAACGGCUUCUGUCUGGGCCAGCUUUGCUCUGACAACAAGUCCCAGCUGGUGCAGAUGGUGCGGGCCAAGAUCGGCUAUGGCAUCCAGCUGACGCGAGAGCCUGACGGAGUGUGGGUCUACAAUCGCAGCUGCUACCCCAUCUUCAUCAAGUCAGCCACACUGGACAACCCGGACUCGCGGACAUUACUGGUGCACAAAGUGUUCCCCGGUUUCUCCAUCAAAGCUUUUGACUAUGACAAGGCCGGGACCCUACAAAGGCCAAAUGACCACGAGUUCACACAGCAGCCUCGGACGGGCUUCACGGUCCAGAUAAGCUUUGUGAAAGGAUGGGGACAGUGCUACACGAGACAGUUCAUCAGCAGCUGCCCCUGCUGGCUGGAAGUCAUCUUCAACACGCGAUAGCAGCGACUGGCCUCGUCUUGAUCCUCCGCCUACAGACUUUAUCCACUUUUUUUGUUCCAACAGAAGAAGGUUUUAAGAGGACGAAGAAAGUAUACGACUCUGACGGACUUUGUUUCAUAAAGAUUUAAUUAAAUAAGAAGCGAAAAAAUGUAUUUUAUGUUAUAUAUAAAUAUAUAUGAAUAUAUUAUUAAUUGUAAAUACGAAGACGUUUUAUAUGCAUCAUUAUUUAUGUAUUGUGCAAUGUGUUGAUGAGAAAAUGAAAAUAAGAUGCACUUUGCUUAAUAUAAAUGCAAAACAGAGAAAUUCCGAAAUAAAAAAAAAAAAGA
Messenger RNA from Synchiropus splendidus (mandarinfish), 2208 nucleotides. RefSeq names its product SMAD family member 7 (gene smad7). Gene Ontology annotation, molecular function: I-SMAD binding; transcription regulator inhibitor activity. The record is from RefSeq and is a predicted model, not a curated record. The transcript is spliced from 4 exons. Gene Ontology annotation, cellular component: heteromeric SMAD protein complex. Gene Ontology annotation, biological process: cell differentiation; BMP signaling pathway; regulation of transcription by RNA polymerase II. Lineage: Eukaryota; Metazoa; Chordata; Actinopteri; Syngnathiformes; Callionymidae. Bases 752 to 1882 code for a protein of 376 amino acids.